AUGUCAAACACACAAUCCAAAAAUAAUUUGCUUGAAGAACAGAAUUCUAAGCUUGAAGCCGAGAUUUCCAAGCUUAGGAAGGAGAAUGCUGAGAUCAAGGCCGAAAAUACAAAAUUAAAACAGGAUAAAGAAGACAUUGAGGCCAGAUUCGCGAAACUAGAGCAGAGUGAUAAAGAAAAAACUGAUCUUAUUGCUAAACUGGAAUGUGAUAUCUCACUAAUUAAGCAGGCUUCAGUAACUUUGCAAUCACUUAUUUCACUGCCAAUUAAAAAUCAUUCUGACAAUACUUCCAAACAGAUAUCUCAAAAAGGUGCAGAAAAUAUAUCUGAUAUGUCUAGCCACUCUGUGACUGCCUCCGGCAAUUCUGAUAUGUCAGAAGUCUUCAACUCAAUGUUCCACGUCAUCUAUCCCCACAAAAACUAA
Messenger RNA from Paraglomus brasilianum, 423 nucleotides. Lineage: Eukaryota; Fungi; Glomeromycota; Glomeromycetes; Paraglomerales; Paraglomeraceae. The record is from the annotation of a GenBank genome assembly.